CAUCGAUCAUUUCUACGCGAAUAUGACUGGAAAUCCUCAAAGAGAAUUUGCAGAUGUCUUCCAAGACAGAAAAUUAAUUACUACCCUCGCAGUAUAUGCGAAUUGACAAUGCCUUUAAUAAGCUGGACACACAUUGUAACCUUGACAUUCUCAUGUAAAAUAGAUAAUAUUCAGCAGGUCGCCUUGGUUAUUUUUCAUUUCAAAACAAUAUUCGUCAGCCAAAUGAUGAAAACUGCGGUUUAAUACAAGCAAACACCUGCUGCACAGUUAAAGAAAACGACAGAAAGCGUAGUAUGCAAAACUGAGGACACAAUUCAACGUAUUUUAAAGCAUUAAAAGAUUAAUUCAAGGACAUGUAAAGUUGUAAACUUAUAACCCGAAGUGAAAUACAGUCAUGUUUGCGCAUCCGACCCAGAUGGCUACAAAGAGAACAACAAUCGCCCCGAUAACGGUCUACACGAACGGGAACAAGUACGACGCGAAACGUUUCAUCUUCAACCCGAAAUACGUGCGCACGUUUGACGCGUUCCUCGAUCAAAUCACGAUGCAGACGAACGCGACAUGUGCCGUACGGAAGAUUUACACCCCGCACGGCUCACGGAGGGUGGGUGCCCUGGCUAACAUUGAACCAGGGGGACACUACGUUGCCGUGUCGCAGGGAAAUUUCAAGAAAAUAUCGUACGGGGAGAAGAUCGACAUGGGGUUUUCAUCCACCGGAACCACAACGACAAAAUCGCCAAGGAAACACAAAAGCAGCGGUCGGUUGAAACGAUCUUACGAGGAUCAAAUGAAAACACAAAAAACUCUAUUUGUCCAUAGGAAUGGCUUUAACGAACCGCCUACACAGAUCUUCUUUACCAAAAGACUCCUUCGAAAUUUAAGUCAAGUCUUGGAUAUUAUUCAGGAGAAGAUUCCCUGCGAUCGGGCAAUUGUCAGCCUGCAUAAACUGAACGGAGUCACCAUAAAUGACGUUAGUAAACUUCAGCCCGAAGGGAGAUACGUCGCCGUUGAGCAGGGACAAAGAUUCAGACAUUGCACGUAUGAUCAUUUGGACACCGGGGAUAGAUCCCCUCGGAGAGUUAAACUACCGGUAAUAAGACCCCAACGAGUGGGACAAAAGUCCCGGCCGACGCAACCCACUAAUGAGAGUCAAGAAAUGAACUCGAGGUCGAAGCAAAAAAUUAAAUUACCCGCCAUAAAAACGAAUGUGAAUGAUCCGGGAUUUCACGUUGUUUACGGAUAUCCUGAUAAACACGAACACGAAACACAGUUCACGCAAAAUCAACACGCGGGUGGGAGCACGAACAGAAACACGCAAGGAGGUCCGUUUCACGCGAGCGGUGCGCAAAAGGAAUUCGCAAUCGCUGUUCGUGACGAUAAGCGCGUGCGUGUUGAAAAACCACUGGACAUGAUGCCAGCAGACGAAGUUGAAGAACAACUUGAUGGCGUGGAUCACCAUAGCAACGACAGACGAAAGCAAAUAGAACGAAGGGUUAAACCAAUCACAAGAAGCAACGAAAUAUCUCAGCAAAUGAAAGCGGAGAGGCAAAGCAAAGAGACUGUAGCCCUCCCACAAAUAGACAAGGUCCAUCACCCCCCGGCAAACGGCAGUUCAUUCCCCACUAAACCAAGUAUUGCCCAUCCACGCAGGCAUAAGCAUGCGCAGAAAGGCACCACGUCUAAAAGCGUUGUCAAAGAUCAACGCUUUGUUUCUCAGGAUAAUAACAUUGCUACGAAACGUUAUGUUGUGACACGUGAACAGCGCCUGUUCGGCAUGCAUGGUCGUGAUGGACGAGAACAGGCGAAAGAUGUUGUCCACGUGUACGAGACCGGCGCGAGGAUAAAGGGAGUGGAACGAGAAAACCGAGAGCUUGAGAAGCGCAAACGAAUCGAGGAAUGGGUCGAUCAUACGAUAGAAGUCAAAGAAAAAGAAGACGAGAUUAUAUACGUUGCUAAGCAACUCGUGACGUCAGCACUUGCGAACGCGGCAAAAUCACUUGACGUUGGCAAUAAUGACUUCUCUGCAGUUUCUUACAAUGAUCAGAAUAACGGACAAACUAAGCCAAGUUUCUACGAGGAAAAUAGCAAAGAAGUCAAAUAUCACAGAGUAUUUGGACAAUAGAGUCGUCUAAAUAACGUAGAAAUGGGUCGAUAUAGGACAACGGAUCGUAAAUCUAGAAAUCUUUGGAUAGAUAGAACCGUAGAGGUUAAGAGUAAAAAGACCCAAAAUAUGAAUUAGUCUCAAUAAAAACUGACCAAUCACGACCUUUUUAACGAUCGUUAAAUUUACGGUAAAAAUAUGCUACAUUUACUACGUAAAAUAGAUUGAGCAAUAGCAAGAAAUUGGUAGUAUUAAAGAAAAACAAAUUAUUGUAUACACAUUUGAAAAGAAUAUAUAAAAGCACAAAAUGAAACACACUUCAUCACGAGGAUGUAAAACUAAGCAGAAUGUAUACUUUGUAAUAUGUGUUGUGAAAUAUAAUCAAUAUAUUAAA
Molecule: messenger RNA, 2495 nt
Organism: Dendronephthya gigantea
Lineage: Eukaryota; Metazoa; Cnidaria; Anthozoa; Malacalcyonacea; Nephtheidae
Product: doublecortin domain-containing protein 2C-like
Exons: 2
Coding region: 395-2122 (575 amino acids)
Biological process (GO): intracellular signal transduction
Cellular component (GO): microtubule organizing center; microtubule
Source: RefSeq, a predicted model, not a curated record